GCCGUGUCCGGGUGCAACCCCAAGGAAUGGCCGCCUCUCUCCGCCUGCGGGGGGCCCUGGCGCUGGUCACAGGGGGCGCGAGUGGCAUUGGCCGCGCCGUCUGCGCCCGCCUGGCCCGGGAAGGCGCCCUGGUGGCCGUGGCCGACCGCAAUGAAGCCGGGGCGGCUGAGACGCUGCGGGGGCUCCAGGCGGGGGACCAUCGGGCCUGGGUGGCCGACGUGGGACGCUCCGAGGACGUGGCGGAGCUCAUGGGCCAGAUCCAGGCCCAUUACUCCCGGCCUGCCAGCGUCUGCGUCAACUGCGCCGGCAUCACUAUGGACGAGUUCCUGCUCAAGCAGACCGAAGAGGCCUUCGAUGCCGUUCUCAGGGUGAAUCUCAAGGGAACCUUUCUGGUGACGCAGGCUGCGGCCCGGGCCCUGGUGGCGAGCGGCGCGUCCAGCGGCUCCAUCAUCAACGUGGGCAGCAUUGUCGGGAAGGUGGGGAACCUGGGGCAAGUGAACUACGCUGCCUCCAAGGCCGGGGUGGAGGCGCUGACAAAGACGGCGGCCAAGGAGCUGGCCAGGUACGGGAUUCGCUGCAACACGGUCCUACCGGGAUUCGUCCGCUCCCCCAUGACAGACAAAGUGCCCCAAAAAGUGCUGGACAAGUUUGCGGCGAUGGUGCCCCUGGGACGCCUCGGGGAGCCGGAAGAAGUUGCCGAUGUGUGCGCUUUCCUGGCCUCCGACGACAGCCGAUACAUCACCGGAGCCAGCGUGGAGGUAACAGGAGGCCUCUUCAUCUGACGCAUCCGUGCCUGGAGCCCCCUCACACACACACUCCGAGUGUGAGACUCUUGGGAUGACACUCCUGGACGCCCCGCGAAGGAAGGACGGUGGAAACGCCGCCCUGGGCGCCGCUUGAAGUCGGGGCAGGUGCCUUUCGGCGGAAGAGGGGAGGAGCCAGAAGCCGGACUCCUGGGUUCUCUGCGAAGGGGGGAGGGCGGCUGCGGCCCGGAACGAAGGCCAGACCCCGGCCCGGAUGUCCACCGUCAAGGAAAGGGGGCUUCUGCCUGACCAGCCAGCCACCUUGAAUCGCUGAGCAGAAGGCUGUGGUUGGUCCGUCUUCUGUCUGACUGACUGACUGAUUGAUUGAUUGAUUGAUUGAUAGGUAGAACUUCAAAUAAAUGAGUCUUUGA
Molecule: messenger RNA, 1174 nt
Organism: Gekko japonicus
Lineage: Eukaryota; Metazoa; Chordata; Lepidosauria; Squamata; Gekkonidae
Gene: HSD17B8
Product: hydroxysteroid (17-beta) dehydrogenase 8
Exons: 9
Coding region: 27-782 (251 amino acids)
Molecular function (GO): oxidoreductase activity, acting on the CH-OH group of donors, NAD or NADP as acceptor
Source: RefSeq, a predicted model, not a curated record